Molecule: messenger RNA, 243 nt
Organism: Opisthorchis viverrini
Lineage: Eukaryota; Metazoa; Platyhelminthes; Trematoda; Opisthorchiida; Opisthorchiidae
Exons: 1
Coding region: 1-243 (80 amino acids)
Source: RefSeq, a predicted model, not a curated record
AUGACAAUGAGCGUGGGGAGUGGUACACAAGGCUUAGAUGGAUGGAUGGAUAGAUGGAGGGGGGCGGCAGAACAGCAGCAACAGUGGGCUGGAUGUGCGCGAGAGUACGUCCAUGGCAAUGGAGAUUCCCGAAUGAAGAUAUGGUCCACAAACAAAAAUAAGCAGAGUACUGGCACAGUGUUGUCCGGAGGAGAUGAUACAUCUGGCAUAGGGGACGAAGAACACACGGAAGAACCUGAAUAG